AUGGUGAAGCUAACAAUAGUUGGAAGGGUGUGCGAUGGGUUGCCUCUAGCCCAAGGUCAAAGAUAUGUCAAUGAAAAGAAUGACAACUUCUCAAGUUACAAGCAACAAGGAGAGUUCAUACUAGAAGAAAUCUCAAGAGGAACCUUGCCACUCUCAACGAUGACCAUUAGUGUCGAUCAACACUGUUUCAACUAUAUGGUUGAGAAUGGAGUUUGCUUCAUUACACUCUGUGAUUCCUCAUAUCCAAUAAAGCUAGCCUUCCACUAUUUACAAGAUUUGCAAAGGGAGUUUGAGAAGUUUGAUAUGACCCUCUUGGAGAAAAUUACAAAACCAUACAGUUUUGUUAGAUUUGAUGGCAUUAUUAGCAGUACUAGAAGACAAUACAUAGAUACAAGGACACAGGCAAAUCUAUCAAAGCUAAGUGCUAAUCGUCGACAGGAACUAGAUAUUGUUACAGAACAUAUAUCUGAAAUAUUUGAAAGAAGACGAAGAACGGAGAUGCUGGAAAUGAUGAUGGAAGCGCCUCGAAAUGUAUCUCCAGUCUGGGGUUCCAAAAGUCUUGAGGUUAUUGCAUUGAAAUGGACUCCAAUUUCAAUUAUUCUCAUGGUAGCUGCAGUUCUUCUAUGGACCAGGGAUGUAUAUUGGCUUCCACUGUCCAUGUGAAUAAACUUGGUGUUAUGAGUUAUGUUGUCUGGGGGUCAUAGAACAAUCAAGGAGAAGACGAGCUUCAGGCGAAUUCUGGGAUUCAAGUUUGUGCAAAUUACUGCUGAUUUUUAAAAGCCUCUGCUAAAGUCAUUUUGUAUCUCCCCUGUAAAUAUUAUUAGUCUAUUUUACAUUGCAGUCAAUGACUUUAGUUUUUUUUGUAAUACUUUAUAACUUCAACAUAGCAGUUACCAUAUCUGCAGAUUCGUAAGCAUGGUCUGAGGCAGUGAAAUGUGGC
Molecule: messenger RNA, 940 nt
Organism: Ilex paraguariensis (yerba mate)
Lineage: Eukaryota; Viridiplantae; Streptophyta; Magnoliopsida; Aquifoliales; Aquifoliaceae
Source: the annotation of a GenBank genome assembly